AUGCUCUGGCUUGUUACGCUCGGACUGCUCACCUCGACACUCGCUUCUCCCCUCUACUCCAGGCAGACGAGCACACUUCCGGCGCCCGGUACUCGCGGUCCUGCACCGAAGUCUGAAUGGGUUGCGGUUUACGAAGUUGCCAAAGCGGCUGGCAGAAUCUCGACGUUUGCGCCGGCCAAGCUGAGCGGUGCGGGCAACCCGUACUAUCCGCCGGGCGUCGAUACGGGCGAGAACGGCUUCGUCACUGAUUCCCCUAGCUUUGUUCACGCAGUUGCCGCCUGCUUUGGGGACAGCGACAUCUCGGACGCUCCUGACGGCAUGUAUGGCGUUUCGUUCGACGACGGCCCGCUGCCGAGCUCGCCGGCUCUUUACCAGUUCCUGCAGAAGCAGAACCAGACUGCGACGCACUUCUUCAUCGGCACGAACAUCGUCAACAACCCGGACGUCUUCCGUCAAGCCCUCGCUUCGAAUGCGCACAUUGGCGUACACACCUGGAGUCACCCCUACAUGACAACGUUGAACGACACCCAGGUCCUCGGCGAACUCGGCUGGACGGUGCAAGCGAUUCACGACCUGAGCGGCGGUCUCAUCCCGAAGUUCUGGCGUCCGCCUUACGGUGACGCCGACAACCGUGUGCGAGCCAUCGCCAAGGAGGUCUUCAACCUGACCCUCGUUGGCUGGAAUCGCGACUCGGAUGACUGGUGUUUGAACGAGAGCGGCGGAUCAUCAUGCGGAUCGUACGGGCCGAAAAGCAUCGAGGACCUCGAGAACGAGUUGCGCAGCUGGGCUGUGGGCGGCGUCUCGCCUGGCAUCAUCGGCCUCGAGCACGAGCUCACGUCAAAGUCGGUCGGCGGCUUCAUCAACACGUACGCGGGCUUGAAGCAGCACGGGUGGGAUGCCCGGUGCAUUCCCGACCUCUUCGACCUCUCUUGGUACCUCAACUCGCCUGGCGACAGCCAGCCCAUCGACUCGAGCGUCGGCAUCGGCGCAGGACUGUCCUCUUCCCCUGCCACUACGUCCUCGAACCUAGACGCAGCUGCCACCACCCCUUCGCCAGGCACACCUUCAUCCGUGACAUCGCCAGUCGCCGCCGUCGAGUCAGUCAGCCAGACCGUCCAGCACCUCGCCUCGUCCGCGACACCGCGUCCGGCGUUCUCUUCAUUCUCUGUUCCCCUCGCUUUCUUCGUCGCAGCUGGCCUGCUUGCCUAG
Molecule: messenger RNA, 1209 nt
Organism: Rhodotorula toruloides NP11
Lineage: Eukaryota; Fungi; Basidiomycota; Microbotryomycetes; Sporidiobolales; Sporidiobolaceae
Product: chitin deacetylase, carbohydrate esterase family 4 protein
Exons: 10
Coding region: 1-1209 (402 amino acids)
Biological process (GO): carbohydrate metabolic process
Cellular component (GO): membrane
Molecular function (GO): chitin deacetylase activity
Source: RefSeq, a predicted model, not a curated record